This is a messenger RNA of Cylindrotheca closterium, 1320 nucleotides long. NCBI's taxonomy places the organism in Eukaryota, Bacillariophyta, Bacillariophyceae, Bacillariales, Bacillariaceae. The record is from the annotation of a GenBank genome assembly.
AUGUUGGCAGAUUCAAGAUCCAAUCGCCUACAAUGGGUUUUCCUCUUCAUCAUUGCUGCGUCAUCCUCAUCUGCAGCAACUUUUGGUAGAGAGCGCCGGCGACUAUUCGGAGCGGGGAAAUCAUGGGGACCAAACCAAUUUGCUGGAAGAUCCCGAACAAGAAGCGCCGAUCUUUUGAACCACAGAGGAGGACAUCUCCCACCAGACUCCAGUUCUAGCGACGUGUCAGCCCUCACAAACCCUCCACGGGGUGGAUCAACAACAGUUAAGAAAGAUCAGAUGCCAAAUGAGAGUUUCAAAUGGUCGAGAGACCUCCUCGCAGACAAAGAUGGGUUUGUAGAACCAAUAUGCCGAACCGAUGAUGAUUGUUCGAGAUUUUCUUUGUUCCCAAUUGAACAUUCGGAUCUAUGGAGUAUGUACAAACAACACGUAGCGUCCUUCUGGACGGCAGACGAAAUUGACCUCUCCGCCGAUCUGACAGAUUGGCACGAAAACCUAACGGACAAUGAAAGACAUUUUGUUUCAAUGGUUCUAGCUUUUUUUGCUGGAGCAGAUGGUAUUGUUGUCGAAAACCUCGCAGAACGAUUCUGCCGAGAAGUAACAGUACCAGAAGCUAGAUGUUUCUACGGUUUCCAAAUGGCAAUGGAGAGUAUUCAUCAAGAGACAUACUGCCUUCUUAUCGAUACGUACAUCACGAAUCCAGAGGAUCGCGAAGUUCUCUUUUCAGCGCACACCAGUGUGCCAAGUGUGGAGAAGAAAGCGAAAUGGGCACAACGGUAUAUUGGAUCGGAUGCCUCAUUCGCGGAGCGCCUCGUUGCGUUUGCAGCUGUGGAAGGAAUUUUCUUCUCGGGAGCAUUCUGCGCAAUUUUUUGGUUGAAGAAGAGGGGUUUGAUGCCAGGAUUGACAUUCUCCAACGAACUGAUUAGCCGAGACGAAGGCCUUCACUGCUCAUUCGCUUGCCAGCUUUACAACAAGCUGGAGAAAAGGCUUUCCGAGGAGGAUAUCCACCGACUGAUAGGAGAAGCCGUUGGGGUUGAGAAGGGCUUCGUUUGUGACGCAUUGCCUGUGAGCCUGAUCGGAAUGAACAAGUCUCUGAUGUCGCAGUACAUUGAGUUUGUUGCAGAUCGUCUGUUGAGUGAUUUGGGAUACCGACCACUCUUUGGGAGCAAGAAUCCCUUUGACUGGAUGGAUAUGAUAAGUCUUGAAGGGAAGACAAACUUCUUCGAAAAAAGAGUGGCAGAGUAUCAGAAAAGUGGAGUCAUGGCAUCGCUAGAAAACCCUUCAGCCAAGAAUCAGUUAAACUUUGAUGCAGACUUUUAG